This is a messenger RNA of Amborella trichopoda, 1463 nucleotides long. RefSeq names its product syntaxin of plants 132 (gene SYP132). Gene Ontology annotation, molecular function: SNAP receptor activity; SNARE binding. Gene Ontology annotation, biological process: intracellular protein transport; vesicle fusion; exocytosis. Gene Ontology annotation, cellular component: endomembrane system; plasma membrane; SNARE complex. NCBI's taxonomy places the organism in Eukaryota, Viridiplantae, Streptophyta, Magnoliopsida, Amborellales, Amborellaceae. The record is from RefSeq and is a predicted model, not a curated record.
CCAAUGCAAACCCCGUAAACGAGAAGAAGGAAGAGAGAGAAGAGGCCCCCUCCACUCUCUCUCCUGAAACCCUAGCCUUGAUUUUCCCAUAUUUGAGCUCCACAUUUGUAUGCAUCAAAUCUCUAAUUCUUUUUUGGACAAGAACUCUAAUUUCUCUGCUUCAAACCCGCAAUUCAUCUGCUUCAGAAGAGCCUGAUUUCUUCUCAUCAAAACGCUACUACUCAGAUUUUAGGCUCUGGUCAAGAUGAACGACCUUUUAACGGAUUCCUUUGAGGUCCCUAGGAAACCCCAAAGGGAGCCAGAUAUUGAAAUGGGAAUGCAAGUUCCAGCUAAUGCCUCAGAUUUGGGAAUGGAAGAUUUCUUCAAACAGGUACGAGAGAUUGAGAAGCAAAUCGAUAAGAUCGCUAAGCUGUUGCAGAAACUUCAGGAAGCCAAUGAGGAGACCAAGUCAGUCACCAAAGCUUCUGCUAUGAAAUCAAUUAAGCAGAGAAUGGAGAAAGAUGUGGAUGAAGUGGGAAGAAUAGCACGUAAUAUUAAAUCGAAGCUUGAAGAACUAGACAAAGAUAACUUAGCCAACAGGCAGAGGCCUGGAUGUGGGAAGGGAACUGGUGUGGACCGUUCAAGAACAGCCAUGACUGUGUCCUUGAAGAAGAAGUUGAAGGACAAGAUGACUGACUUCCAGACUCUGAGGCAAAACAUCCACGAAGAAUAUCGCGAGGUUGUUGAGAGAAGGGUCUUUACAGUGACUGGUACCAGAGCUGAUGAAGAGACAAUUGAUCAUCUGAUAGAGACCGGAAACAGUGAGCAGAUCUUCCAAAAAGCAAUUCAAGAACAUGGUGGGCGAGGCCAGAUAAUGGAUACACUUGCAGAAAUUCAGGAGCGGCAUGAUGCAGUAAGAGAUCUAGAGAAAAAGCUUCUAGACUUGCAUCAGGUUUUCUUAGAUAUGGCGGUACUAGUUGAAGCGCAAGGAGAAAUGUUGGAUAAUAUUGAGACUCAGGUAACCAAUGCAGUGGACCAUGUCCAGUCAGGUACCGUUGCUCUUCAGAAAGCAAAGCGUCUUCAGAGGAACUCUCGCAAAUGGAUGUGUAUCGCCAUCAUCAUUCUCCUCAUUAUUGUUGCGAUCGUUGUUGUUGGGGUCCUCAAACCAUGGAACAGCAGCAAGAGUUCAUAGUCCUCUCGUCUCUCACUAUUUUGGUGUUAAUAUUUUUUUUCCCUCUCUCACACACAUGCACACAUCAAUCUUUCCUGUUUAUUCUUCUGUUGGGUUAAGUUUGAAACCCUGAGCUCCCACUCAGGUUGGCACCUGAAGCUCUCUCUCUCCCCCUCUCUCUCUCCUCUCUCUUUCUCUCCUCUCUCUUUCUCUCUUGAGGGGGUCAGGGGACAAGUAUCAAUGAUUAUGGCGGCUUGUAAUUUGCUUUAUUUUUAUUUUGUUUAUGAGAAGGUCAUUCUGUUUGAUUAUUUCC